Messenger RNA from Talpa occidentalis (Iberian mole), 2223 nucleotides. It is a transcript of the gene MTFMT, whose product is annotated as mitochondrial methionyl-tRNA formyltransferase. NCBI's taxonomy places the organism in Eukaryota, Metazoa, Chordata, Mammalia, Eulipotyphla, Talpidae. Gene Ontology annotation, biological process: conversion of methionyl-tRNA to N-formyl-methionyl-tRNA; biosynthetic process. The record is from RefSeq and is a predicted model, not a curated record. Gene Ontology annotation, molecular function: methionyl-tRNA formyltransferase activity. Gene Ontology annotation, cellular component: mitochondrion.
AUGCGGACGCUGGUGCGGCGCUGCUGGGGGACGCGGCCGGCGGUCGGCGGCGCGGGCGGGAGGCCGGGCCCCCAGUGGCUGGCGCUGGCCGGUCUCGGCCGGUCAUCUGGCGGGGAGGAUGGCCGGGGCGCCCGCGUCCGCGAGAAGCCGCCCUGGCGAGUGCUUUUCUUCGGCACAGACCAUUUCGCCCGCGAGACGCUGCGGGCGCUGCACGCCGCCAGGGAAAACAAAGAGGAAAAGUUAAUUGAAAAAUUGGAGGUGGUCACAGUGCCCUCCCUAUCACCAAAAGGACUGCCAGUGAAGCAAUACGCUGUCCAGUCUCAGUUUCCGGUGUAUGAGUGGCCAGAUGUGGGAUCUGGAGAAUAUGAUGUUGGCGUGGUAGCUUCAUUUGGCCGACUUCUGAGUGAGGCGCUUAUUCUUAAAUUUCCUUAUGGCAUAUUGAAUGUCCAUCCCAGUUGCCUCCCAAGGUGGCGUGGUCCAGCACCCAUAAUCCAUACUGUUCUUCACGGAGACACGGUUACUGGAGUGACCAUUAUGCAGAUCAGACCUAAAAGGUUUGAUGUAGGCCCAAUUCUCAAACAGGAAAUGGUUCCUGUGCCACCCAAGAGUACCUCAAAGGAAUUAGAAGCAGUGCUGUCAAGACUGGGUGCAAACAUGCUUAUUUCAGUUUUGAAAAAUUUGCCUGAAAGUUUGAACAGUGGAAGACAACAGCCAGCUGAGGGGGUGACACAUGCCCCUAAGAUUUCUGCUGGUACCAGCUGUAUAAAGUGGGAGGAACAAACUUCAGAGCAAAUACUGAGACUUUAUCGUGCCAUUGGAAAUAUAAUUCCAUUGCAGACACUCUGGAUGGAUAAUACCAUUAAACUUAUGGAUUUAGUAGAAGUUAGUGGUUCAGUCCUCACUGAUCAGAAAUUAAUAGGACAGGCUGUUUUUCCAGGAUCAGUAAUAUACCACAAACAGUCACAAAUGCUGCUGGUUUGUUGCAAGGAUGGCUGGAUUGGUGUUCAGUCAGUGAUGCUCAAGAAAACACUAACAGCUACUGAUUUCUACAAUGGAUAUUUGCACCCCUGGUACCAGAAAAAUUCCCAAGCUCAUCCAAGCCAAUGCAGAUUUCAGACUCUCAGACUUCCAACAAAGAAGAAGCAGAAAAAAAUUGUUGCUAUGCAACAGUGCAUUAAGUAGUUAGGAAGAGGAUGGACAAGACCUAUUACAUAUUUGUAAUUUAUUAAAAGCCUUAUUUACAAGGAAUUACCUUUACUUUUAAAGAAGAUGAUACUGUUGGAGGAAGACAAGAUUAUUAUCAAGAAAUUACCUCACUUCCCUUUUUUUGUUUAAUUGUAGUUAAAAACAACCUUUUCUACUUGAAUAAUUAAAGAUUUAAAUAAAAAUUUUAUUUAUAAUAUCAAACUCAAAGAGAUUGUAUUUUUCCCAAAGAGCAGGGGUAAGUAGGUGGUAUGCAUGUGUAUACUGAAGAGAGGUUCUUUUAGAAAUUGCAUCUGUUGAAUUUUUUUAAAUCAUGUUACCAUUGACUGUGUUAUUUUAGGAGGAGUAUUUAAUCUACAUUUCUAAUUUUGAACAAGUGGUAAAGUCAGCUCUUUAAAUUUCUCUACUAUCUAGUUCCCAUCAAGUAGUAAACAUAGAUGAUCAUCUCUGUCACACUGAUCUAUAAAUUCAUACUUUAGGUUUUCUUGAAGUAGGAAUAUGCUAACAUGUUUCAGCAUAUUUAUGCAAUAAAGGUUAUUGACAUCUGGUUUGUGCAAACUCACCUUCUCUGUCCCCAAGAAGUUUUCAAGCACUUUGGAGGAGGAAGGAGGUGUAGUGUUCAGUUGUUGAAUUUUUGAGAAUUUUUAUAUAUCAACUUUUCCUGUCUAGAUUUUAUCAGUUAAAAUCUCCAUUAAUUCAUUCAACAUUUAUUGAUAGGGUGAUCAUAUAAUUGGCCAUGUAAAUCAGGACACAUUCAUUACCAUAAUAACUCCUGACAACAGGCAUAAGCCAGGACUCCCAGGCUCACUGGGCUGUAUGAACACCCUAUUUUUUGAGCUUUCUCAUAAAUUAUAUAUUUACUGUAUAAUUAACAUUUGUUCUGGUUGCUGGAGAUGAAAUGUACUUAAUAUUUGUUGUCUUCAAUUUACCAGGAAGGCAAAUAUGUGAGCAAACAUAAAUUUCAUAUUGAAGGUAUAACAGAAGCCUUUGGUGUUCCUCAAGGUAGUAAGUGGAACCUUU